GGGCACUGACGGCGGCGCGGGCCGAGCGUGGGGGGUAGGGCGAGUCAUAUGACCCACUCGGCUUCCUGGCUCCGGCCGCCGCCGUCUUCCCGUGUCCGCCCGCGUCGCGCCGGGGCCCCGAGGAGCCGUUGAGGGGGUGGGGGGGUCCGGGCCGAGGCCCGCUCGUGUGGAAGUCCUCGCCGCCGUCGUCUGUCUGCCCUCGUGUUCGUCUUCCGUCCGAGCCGUCAACAUGCUGGCGCUCAUCUCCCGCUUGCUGGACUGGUUCCGCUCGCUCUUCUGGAAGGAGGAGAUGGAGCUGACGCUCGUGGGGCUGCAGUACUCGGGCAAGACCACCUUCGUCAAUGUCAUCGCGUCAGGUCAGUUCAGUGAAGACAUGAUACCUACAGUGGGCUUCAACAUGAGGAAAGUAACUAAAGGUAACGUCACAAUAAAGAUCUGGGACAUUGGAGGACAGCCCCGAUUCCGGAGCAUGUGGGAACGGUACUGCAGAGGAGUCAAUGCCAUCGUUUACAUGAUAGAUGCUGCAGAUCGUGAAAAGAUAGAACCUUCUCGAAAUGAACUACAUAAUCUUCUAGAUAAACCGCAGUUACAAGGAAUUCCAGUACUAGUUCUUGGAAACAAGAGAGAUCUUCCAAAUGCCUUGGAUGAGAAACAGCUAAUUGAAAAAAUGAAUCUGUCUGCUAUUCAGGAUAGAGAAAUUUGCUGCUAUUCAAUUUCUUGCAAAGAAAAGGAUAAUAUAGAUAUCACACUUCAGUGGCUUAUUCAACACUCAAAAUCGAGAAGAAGCUGAGACAUCCAUGAAGUCUUCCAGUCCUUCUUGGCUAUAAUCCUAGAAUUAUUGUCCGUUCCUCUGAAGUACUUCCCAGAAUACGGUCCUUCCUAAACCCAAGAAAUUGCCUUUUUCAGAGUUUAUUUCUCAUGUGCACUGCUGAAGAUGUAUAUCCCUAAUCCUUCAUAAUGAAUCAGCUAGAGUUGUCAUGAUAAAGUCAGCACACACACAGUAAGGCUUCUCACACAUACUUGUCUUAGUGUGUAGAGUUUUUUCUUCUUUUUUAAAUCUCCUUCAAAAAAAAAAAAGAUUUUUGACCAUCUUAAAUCAAGAAAAUUGGAUAUGUUCAUUCUGGUCUUUCUGGGCCAGAUUUUUAUAUUGGUUUUCAGUAAAUUUUAGUCUGUAAUAUUUCAUUAUAGAGUCCGGUAGCCUAAUACUGAUACUGACAUGAUACCGCAUGAAGUUUCUAGUGCCACACACAGUAUUUAGAAAACCUUUAAGCCUGACUCAUGUGGGAGUAUAAUGUUUAUUUUAUCUCACAAAUGCAUGUGAAAUAUAAUUACACUGUAGGAAUUUAAAAACUGGUCUGCAAAGAGUGAGCAGAAGCACCAGUUCAACGUUGUUGGUUCUUACUGAGAGCUCCUCCCUGAUGGAUUUUAUAAACCUGCUUUCUGAGAAUCCCUUAUCAGCAGAUAGCAGUUGGGGAGAUGGGAGAAGUUAAAGCAUGCUGUUUUGUAUCUAUCUGGAUUAUUACUUUUUUUUUCCCCCCUUUUAACAAUUUUUUAAGGGGUUGGGAAUUGAAGAUUUUCUCAAGCUUUCAUGAAUUUAGAGCAUUCCAGCCAAUACAAUAAAACCUGUUCACAAUGUCAGAUUUUAUUCAAAUACUUGUUUGUUCUGUCUCUAGUCAUUGAAUCAGUGCUGCUGCACAACACUCUAACUCUUGACUUUUUAUAUCCAGUCAUAAAGUUGACUUUCAGCACAAAAGGUAGUUAUAAACAAAUAAAAAUUCUUAUUUUUCUCUUACCAAGUAAGGUUUGGCACUCUUUUGUCCGGUGCCAUUAGACGUCUUGAUUAUUGUGACAACUCUAGACCUGCCUGCUUUAUCUAAUGUAAUCAUGCGCAAUGUCUACAGGUUGUUUAAUAAUCAAUCACACAGAGGACUGAGGAACCGAUGCUGUUUAUUAUUUGCUUCUAUAAUACAGAUGUAUAAAAACUUAAACAUGUUUUGUAGUUUAGUGAUCUCCAUAUAUAUAAAGGGACAUAUUAAUACUGGUUCACUUGUAAAUUGUUAUUCACAUACACUGCUGUAGUAGAUAAGUCUGUGGUACAUCUGCUUAUGUGUUGCCUCACACUGUGUGUGAUUUUCUUUCUGUUGUUAAGCAGCACUUUUGUAGACAGUGCAUUUUCAUAUGUGUUGAACACUCAGUGUGUAGUCAACAGUAAGUUCUUUUAAUGGAUACCAGUUUUAAUUUAUAGACUGCCAUGGCCUUAAAAAUAUUCUGUACAAAAUACUGCGCUGUGUUGCACAGACACUACUUGUUUUCCUCCAUUCACAUUUUUAAUAAGUAAAGUGUGGGCUUUAGAAGUUCUCUUAUUCUUUGAGGCAUGUUGGAUACUUCCAGAUGGAAUGGGUGAUUCUGUAAAUGAAGGGAAAUUUAAACUGUUGCUUUAGCUUGACAUCAUUAAUGGUCAGUGCGAUCCAUUACAAAGAAUGUGGCAACUUGCUUGUGCCUAAACAGAUGGAUUAGAACUAGAAUGUGUGACUGUGGGGACUAUUUAGGUUUAUUAAUUGACCUACAGCUAAACCUUAAUGUUUUUGUGUGUCUGUUCAUUGCUUUCAGCUUUUUAAGACAUCUAAAUGCUACUACCAUUUUCCUGUGCAUAACCUCUGCAUGUCAAAACAGUUACUGAACUUUGUAAAUACGUAAAUUUUUUAUUUGGAUGGAUGCAUUUUUUGUCUGUUUAUUGCUUUUCUCAGCUUUGUUCAAUAAACUUGCAUUUUGAGGGUUGUAUUGGCAAUUUUAACUUAAAAUGUACAUCAUGAUGAAAGAUGCAGACUUUUUGAAAGGGAACGGGAAGAAAAUUACUAUGAGUUGGGUCCAUAGACCAUGUGCUAGAAAGAAAUUAACUCAGUGUGCAGAGUUUGGUCUGUGGGCUAGUUAAAAUAGAAAUAAACUUUUAAAAUAUCCACAGA
Castor canadensis (American beaver) is the source of this 2963-nucleotide messenger RNA. It is a transcript of the gene Arl8b, whose product is annotated as ARF like GTPase 8B. Gene Ontology annotation, cellular component: lysosomal membrane. The record is from RefSeq and is a predicted model, not a curated record. Gene Ontology annotation, molecular function: GTP binding; GTPase activity. Gene Ontology annotation, biological process: protein transport; anterograde axonal transport. NCBI's taxonomy places the organism in Eukaryota, Metazoa, Chordata, Mammalia, Rodentia, Castoridae.